Penicillium chermesinum is the source of this 1953-nucleotide messenger RNA. RefSeq lists its product as uncharacterized. Gene Ontology annotation, cellular component: cytosol. The transcript has 5 exons. Gene Ontology annotation, molecular function: guanyl-nucleotide exchange factor activity. The record is from RefSeq and is a predicted model, not a curated record. NCBI's taxonomy places the organism in Eukaryota, Fungi, Ascomycota, Eurotiomycetes, Eurotiales, Aspergillaceae. The coding region runs from base 1 to 1953 and encodes 650 amino acids. Gene Ontology annotation, biological process: positive regulation of GTPase activity.
AUGGCGUCUUCUAAGAUGGGAUUGGAUCCCCGGGGUUUGGGAGAGAAGCCUGCAUCCUCUGGCACGUCGUUUGACUUGCCCUCGGUGGAUGAAGUGCUAGCCAGGCUUCCAGGCAUCCCCACCUCGCUGCCUUUAAGAGGCUCAGAAAGUCUAGAUCCAUCGAAGCAAACUGCGAUGCUUUCAUCCAUUCAAGAUGGAUUAUCAGCGGAGCCGAGCUCCCUGGAGGAUAUACCGAAUCUCCUCAAUCAACUGUGGGCAUGUGGCUCGGAUCUUCUGGUUCAAGCGGCCGAAGUCCUAGCCAACAAAAGUCGAGAGCCUUUAUGGAGAGCUUCGAUUGGACAGUCGGGGAUCCUCAAGUUUUUCUUGGAUGUGAUAUCCAAUGAGAACCGCAAAGUUGUCGUGGAAGGCAACUACACGUUGGCUAUUCUCCGCCAUUUCGUGAACCCGGAAUUGAUUCAGGUCGCCAUUCCAGUGAUCUACAACAUCUGCAUGGAUUUUGGUGAGACUUCGAACAACCUAUUAUCCUUUCUUCUCAACUCAUUACUGACGGCUUGGAAAGAGCCUGCGCAUGCUCAAAUAGCAGAAAAUCAAACUGCUUAUAUCCUGUCGAAGCUUCUCAGGGAUGGCUUUCUUGACGAAUACGCAUCCCUUCUGGGCUUCUCAUGCGAUUUGAUUGAGCUAGCAUCCGAGCAAGCACAAGCUGUCGAGAAUUCUCCGGAUGGCAUCACAUGUCUCUUGAUAGAGAAUGCCUCGAAUCCCAAUUUGGAAUUCGAGCAUUUCUCUCCGCUGGCGAAUUGUCUUGCUACGUACUUGGAGAAAGAAAAAUUCCAGAGAGUCUGCAUAUCACAUCAUCUGGUUGAUAAAGUUUUGAAAAUCCUUCAGGGGUCAUUCACCAUCGAGGUCGACCUCUCUUCCAAAGAAGAUGUUCAGGCUAUAACUCAGCUCCGCCUGAAGAUCAACCAAGCUCUUGCGGAAACCUCAGCGUCUCCUCUCUUUUCCGAAGAGUAUCCCCUUGACUCACCUCUCUGCCAAAAGCUCAAGACCUGGGUCGUCGCCGAUGAGGACCAGCUUCAAAUUUGCGGUUGUGUAAUGCUUGGUAACCUCGCUCGGUCCGAUGAGGUCUGCCAGGUGAUGGUACAGGAUCUCAAGAUACAUGAAGAGCUGAUUGCUGUGCUCAAGGGAAACUCACGGGGCGCAGUUCUGCAUGCCUCCCUAGGUUUCUUGAAAAAUCUUGCUAUUGCUGGCGAUAACCGGACGAAGCUGGUAGAGGCGGGCAUCUUCGCCAUAUCACGCCUGUGGGAGUUCGAAACUGUUCCCCAGGUCCAAUUUGCCGCAGCAAGUAUAGCACGCCAGAUCAUCAUUUCAUCAGUGGACAACAUUUCGCAACUGCUCGCCCCAUCGGAAGGAUCCGAUGAGCAGACAUAUCUAUCUUUACUCUUGGCCCUUUUCGAAAAAUCAGACUCCGCACCGAUUAAGACCGAAAUUGGCCGCACGAUUGCCUCUAUCUGUCGAACAGCUAUACCAAAGGCUCGGGAGGGCAAUCCCAAGGCAGUUACAUCACUGGACAGGUUAUUCAGCUUGCACCCGAGAGUCGCCCGUCCAGUGGGGGCAAUGAUUACUCAAACGCAGUGGCCUGUUGUACGAAGUGAGGGCUGGUUUGCACUUGCCUUGAUGGCGAAUACUCCAGCCGGCUGCGCUGCUGUCGUGAACGUAUUUGACGAUGAGAAUACGAGGAAGCUUCUUGAGGAAACACUGAGCGGAUAUGCCCCAGCCACCGAAGAGACCGAAGCGAAAGACCUUUCCCAAAUGGAGAAAGACCAAGAUAAUGCUUUUGUUCUUGUACAGGAGCUGUUGAAGAACGAGCCCGGAUCACUCCCCGCGAACUAUCGAGAGACGCUGGAAAGAAUGGCAAAGGGAUACGCUUCUCGACUGCAGAAUAUUCAGAAUACUUAG